CUUUAUCCCCUCAGAAUGUCCGCCCCCGCCCCCGCCCCGCCCUCCGUCAUUCCCAUGAUCAUCAAUGGCAAAGAGGAAGUCGGCGAUUCGACCUUCGACGUGAUCAGUCCCUACACAAACGAGCGUUGCUGGUCCACGGCCUCCGCCACGCCCCAGGAUGCCAUCCGCGCCGCUGAGGCUGCGGACGCCGCAUUCCCCGCUUGGUCGCAAACCAAACCUACUGCGCGCCGGGAUAUCUUGCUGAAGGCGGCCGACAUCCUGGAGAGCCGUCUCAUCCAGAAUGCAGAGUACAUGCGCACCGAGAUGGGCGCCGAUGUGGGUGCGUCGCAGUUCUUCAUCGUCCCGCUGGGUAUCCGCAUGCUGCGGGACAUCGCGGGGCGCAUCACGUCGAUCUGCGGUAGCGUACCGGUGCUGGAGGAGGAGGGUCAGAGUGCUAUUGUUUACAAGGAGGCUAUGGGGGUGGUUCUAUCGAUUGUGCCUUGGAAUGCGCCAUACGUCUUUGGCGUCCGCGGCGCCGCAUGCGCCCUCGCAGCCGGUAACACGACCAUCCUGAAAUCCUCCGAAAACUCCCCCUGCUCGUACUGGGCCCUUGUUCGCGCCUUCGAGGACGCCGGUCUGCCCCCCGGCUGCCUGAACUUGGUCUCGUGCCGCCCGCAAGACGCCCCCGAGGUCGUCAACACCAUGAUCGAGCACCCGGCUGUGCGCAAGAUCAACUUCACCGGCAGCACGGCCGUUGGUCGCAAGAUUGCGCGCUCCUGUGGACAGAACCUCAAACCCUGUUUGAUGGAGUUGGGCGGGAAGAAUAGCUCCAUUGUUUGCGCUGAUGCUAAUCUUGAUACCGCCGUUAAGGCGGUUUUGGCGGGUGCUUAUUUGAAUUCCGGCCAAAUCUGCAUGGCAACCGACCGCAUCCUCGUGCACUCCUCCAUCGCACCAGCCUUCAUCGACGCGCUGAAGGCCGCCCUAAGCUCCAACAUCGACACCUCCACCCCGCCCCCAACGCUCGUCAACAUCGCGUCCAAAGCCCGUGUCGAAGGCCUCAUCGCAGACGCCCUAUCAAGCGGCGCACAUCUCAUCCACGGCUCUGCCGACCAGACACCCCCAUCUGACGGCGUGCGCAUGGCGCCCGUACUCCUAGGCGGUGUCAACGAAGACAUGACAGUGUGGAAGGAGGAAGCGUUCGCGUCGCUGGCGGCGUGCAUGGUCGUCGACAGCGACGAGGAGGCGAUCCGCAUCGCUAACAGCAGCGGGUAUGGAUUGUCUGCGGCGGUGUUUACCGAGGAUUUGCGAAAGGGACUCGCUAUGGCGAAGAAGAUUCAGUCUGGGGCUGUCCACAUCAACAGCAUGACUAUCCACGAUGAGCCGGCUCUGCCGCAUGGAGGCGUCAAGAACAGCGGGUGGGGUCGCUUUAAUGCGGAGCAGGGGUUGGAUGAGUUCUUGGUUACUAAGAGUGUGACUUGGAUGGAUUAAUGAGUUAUGAAUGGAAAUGCACGUAUGAGCUGGUCUGGUUAAUGGUUUGAUUGAUGGGACAGUGUAUAUAGUUUGGUUGUGCGGAUAUCACACUAGGGGUGGAUAUUUUGCAUGAUUACUUCCUAUCUAAUCG
Molecule: messenger RNA, 1600 nt
Organism: Aspergillus candidus
Lineage: Eukaryota; Fungi; Ascomycota; Eurotiomycetes; Eurotiales; Aspergillaceae
Product: aldehyde dehydrogenase
Exons: 4
Coding region: 16-1467 (483 amino acids)
Molecular function (GO): succinate-semialdehyde dehydrogenase (NAD+) activity
Source: RefSeq, a predicted model, not a curated record